This is a messenger RNA of Trichomycterus rosablanca, 3106 nucleotides long. It is a transcript of the gene gaa, whose product is annotated as alpha glucosidase. Gene Ontology annotation, biological process: glycogen catabolic process; lysosome organization. The transcript is spliced from 20 exons. The coding region runs from base 137 to 2953 and encodes 938 amino acids. Gene Ontology annotation, molecular function: alpha-1,4-glucosidase activity; carbohydrate binding. The record is from RefSeq and is a predicted model, not a curated record. Gene Ontology annotation, cellular component: lysosomal membrane. Lineage: Eukaryota; Metazoa; Chordata; Actinopteri; Siluriformes; Trichomycteridae.
UAAAAGCGUUACGGGUGGAAUUAGGAGUAUUACACAGUUGCAAAGUCUUAGUUCAACGGGACUUAUUUUUUUUACUUUGAUGCAGUCAAAAUGUUCCUUAUAGAACAGAACAUCAGAGCCUGAAAAACUGUGAACCAUGACCUGGUGUGGGUUUUCACAAAUCCCUAUUUCAGCUGCUUUUCUUGUGACUGCACUACUAUCAUCAUUCAUAUUGAUAAGUGACCUACAUGAUCAGCACACAUCAACUGUAAGACUAACAUCACACCCACAAUUAAGAACAGAAGCUGUCCCAAACAACAGGGAUUUCCAUGUAAACAAGGCUAAAAACAUCACAAACACCUUCCCUGUGAAGGAACAACCGACUUAUUCCACUGCUGCUGAAAACAUCUGCAGUCUUCCAGUGGAAAAGCGGUUUGACUGUGCCCGGGAUCGAACCCUCACUCGGGAGGGGUGUGAGAAGCGAGGCUGCUGCUAUGUGCCCUUGCUUCAGUCUGCAUUCAGUGGCCCGCCGUGGUGCUUCUACCCUGUUUCUUUCCCUGGCUACAAAAUGGGACCACUUCUACCCACACCUAAGGGUCAGACAGCUAGCCUUACUCGGACCGCUCUGUCUUACCUUCCCGGAGACGUCUCCACACUUCAGCUUGAAGUGAUGUCUGAGGAACCAGGCCGCCUACACCUCACACUGAAGGAUCCUUUGUCUGCUCGAUAUGAAGUUCCCUUUGUCACAGUGCCACCCAGCAGACCUGCAGACAAGCAGAGUCUCCUCUAUGAUGUAGAGUUUCAUCCAGAUCCGUUUGGCUUUGUCGUUCGUCGCAGAUCCAAUGGCCGAGUGUUAGUAAAUACCACCGUAGCACCGUUGUUGUUCGCUGACCAGUACCUACAACUCUCCACUUCUCUGGCCUCCUCUUUGGUGUCUGGAUUUGGGGAGCACUACACUCAACUUACUCUGGACCUCAACUGGACCUCAAUCACCCUGUGGAACAGAGACAUGGCACCGCACAGUGAUGCCAAUCUGUAUGGCUCUCAUCCCUUCUGUUUAGUACAGGAGGGUGAUGGUCAUGCGUAUGGUAUCUUCCUACUCAACAGCAAUGCUAUGGAAGUGGCAUUGCAGCCCAUGCCAGCAGUAACCUGGGUGACCAUAGGAGGAAUUCUUGACUUUUACAUCUUCCUAGGACCAGAUCCACAAAGUGUGGUGCGACAGUAUCAUGAGGUUAUCGGAUAUGCCAUGAUGCCACCCUAUUGGUCGCUGGGCUUUCAUCUGUGCCGCUGGGGCUACACCUCCAGCAAUGUAACAAGAUCUGUGGUGCAGCGUAUGCACCAGGCCCAGUUCCCUCUGGACGUACAGUGGAAUGAUCUCGAUUAUGCUGACAAGAAAAGAGUCUUUACUUUCGACCCUCAGAGGUUUGGAGACCUGCCUGAGAUGGUGCAAGAGUUUCAUCAGCAGGGGAUGAAGUACAUACUCAUUUUGGAUCCAGGCAUCAGUAGCUCAAGUCCUCCAGGUUCAUAUAAGCCCUUUGAUGAUGGAGAGCGGCGUGGAGUGUUCAUCAAAAACCUUACAGGACAAACGCUUAUCGGAAAGGUAUGGCCAGGUCCAACAGCGUUUCCAGACUUCACCAAUCCAGAAUGUGUAAGCUGGUGGAAAGAGUGUAUCAGUGACUUCCAUGCUACUGUGCCAUUUGACGGCCUCUGGAUAGACAUGAAUGAACCUGCUAGUUUUGUUCCAGGCUCUGUGCAUGGAUGCCCAUCUACCAACCUGGAGAACCCACCAUAUGUUCCAGAUGUUAUUGAAGGCCGGCUGAACUCAGGUACGCUGUGUAUGACCAGCCAGCAGGUGUAUUCUUCUCAUUACAAUCUGCACAACCUGUAUGGACUAACCGAGGCCAUCGCCACACACAGUGCGUUGCUGAAAGUGAGAGGCUCUCGGCCGUUUGUGCUGUCCCGCUCCUCUUUUCCUGGACUGGGCAGAUUCUCAGGACACUGGACAGGAGAUGUUAGGAGUGACUGGGAGCAGCUAAGAUAUUCCAUCCCUGCUGUGCUCCUGUUUGGACUUUAUGGAGUUCCUUUGGUUGGGGCAGAUGUGUGUGGAUUCGAAGGGGACACUAACGAGGAACUGUGUGUGCGCUGGACCCAGUUAGGAGCUUUUUAUCCAUUCAUGAGGAACCACAACGACAGACCUAAUGCUCCCCAGGAGCCAUACGUAUUUGGACAGGAGGCCCAGGCAGCCAUGAGGAACGUGAUAAUGCUGAGAUACUCUCUCCUGCCUUUUCUCUACACACUUUUCCACCAUGCACACACGUCAGCCAGCACUGUGGCUAGGCCACUGUUUUUGGAGUUUCCCUCUGAUCCAAACUGCCAGACCAUAGAUAGACAGUUCCUCUGGGGGAGCUCUCUGCUCAUCACUCCAGUCCUGGAACAGGGAGCAGUGGAGCUGGCUGCCUACCUUCCUCCCUCCCUGUGGUACAGCCUGCACAACGGACAACCGUACAACAGCAAGGGACAAUACCUUCUUCUCCCCGCCCCACUAGACACCAUCAAUGUCCAUGUGAGAGAAGGCCAUAUUAUUCCACAGCAGGUGCCGGCACUGACAACAUCUGCCUCAAGCCGUAACCCUUUCUUCCUGACGGUAGCACUGUCCUCAGGGGGGUGGGCCAAAGGAGAGCUGUUCUGGGAUGAUGGGGACAGCUUGGACACAUUUGAGCGUGAAGAUUACUCAUAUAUCAUCUUCAUGGCAGGACAGUCACAGUUGGUGAGUGAGCCAUUAAAACUGAAUGGAGCUCUGGAUGGUUUAGUCCUGGGAGAAGUGCGUGUAUUUGGAGUUCCAACCCCUCCAUCAAAAGUAUUAGCUAACGGGAAACAAGUGACUGAUUUUUCCUACCGCUCGGACACUCAGGUUCUAACAGUGUCUAACCUGGCCUUGCUUAUGUCAGAGGCAUUUACCAUGCAGUGGAGCUGAUGAAACCUCUGGUGGCACAGUUCAUGUUUCAGUAUAUAAAGGAAUGACUGUCUGACCAAAUGAAUGACAUGAAAGACAUUUGUAUGCUGAACAUGUUGUUUGAAGGUUGCUGAACUUUUGUAAGCUUAAUAAAUUUGACAUAUUUUCUAUGAA